Messenger RNA from Perca flavescens (yellow perch), 1351 nucleotides. RefSeq names its product ataxin 7 like 3a (gene atxn7l3a). Gene Ontology annotation, molecular function: transcription coactivator activity. NCBI's taxonomy places the organism in Eukaryota, Metazoa, Chordata, Actinopteri, Perciformes, Percidae. Gene Ontology annotation, biological process: positive regulation of DNA-templated transcription; regulation of transcription by RNA polymerase II. The transcript is spliced from 14 exons. The annotation marks the transcript as partial. The record is from RefSeq and is a predicted model, not a curated record. Gene Ontology annotation, cellular component: DUBm complex; SAGA complex.
UCGGUUCGGUCCUUCUCUGUUGGCCUGCUCUGUGUCCAGCGGGCUGGGAGCGUUCAUUUAACCGACACCUGCGACAACAAACAAUCUAAACGAGGUGUUUUGUUUCACCGGCGAUAAAAGGAUGGAUGUAGCUGGGGACCAGGCUUGUUAUUAACAUAUUUUGUUAUGAUGACUGACACGGUAAUGUUGCUGCCUCCCUCAGAGAAACUGCCAGUUUCAGGCUGAGUUUUCGGCAUGACAGGAAUGAAUAUAUAUAUGCAACAAGUGUCCAUAACUCUUUUAAAAGUCAACAUCUCAUUACCUUGCUAUCAAGAUUUCCCAUACAGAUUUUCAAAUGAAAAUGGAGGAUAUGCCCCUGUCAGGCCCAGACAACACCAGGCUGGAGGCCUUGGUCCAUGACAUCUACUCUGAGCUGGUGGAAGAUGCCUGUUUGGGCCUGUGUUUCGAGGUUCACCGUGCUGUGAAACAGGGCUAUUUUUUCUUGGAUGAAACGGACCAAGAGAGCAUGAAGGAGUUUGAAAUAGUGGAUCAGCCAGGUGUUGACAUAUUUGGCCAGGUGUACAAUCAGUGGAAAAACAAAGAGUGUGAAUGCCCGAACUGCAAAAGAUUGAUAGCAGCUUCUCGCUUCGCCCCGCACUUGGAGAAAUGUCUCGGCAUGGGACGCAACAGCAGUCGCAUCGCCAACCGCAGACUAGCCAGCAACAAUAACAUGAGCAAAUCAGAGAGUGAUCAGGAAGAUAAUGAUGACCUCAAUGAUAACGACUGGUCGUACGGUGCAGAAAAAAAAGCCAAAAAGAGAAAGUCAGAUAAGAAUCAAAAUUCCCCAAGAAGACCCAAAUCUCUAAAACACAAAAAUGGUGAGCUUGGGAGCAGCGUCAGUUCAGAGCCUUACAAGUACAACUAUAACACUGGCAUCAGUUAUGAAACUUUAGGCCCCGAUGAAGUCCGAUCCCUUUUAACAUCGCAAUGUGGGGUGAUCUCUGAGCACACCAAGAAGAUGUGUACCAGGUCUCAUCGAUGUCCCCAGCACACGGACGAACAGAGGAGGGCCGUCAGGCUGUUCCUUCUGGGGCCGUCCGCGCCAACGCUGCCUGAUGCAGACGCUGUGGUGGAGAGCGACAGCUUUGACAUUCCAGAUGGACCGACCCUGAUGAGCCGCCUGCAGUGGGAAGACUCCCCUGAUAUUUCACCCAGUGACUCGGCCUCAUCUAAAGCCAGCACCAACCAUUCAGAUUCUAGGAGGCCCAAGAAAAAGAAGAGGACUUCUCUCGGUUUGAACAGUGGAGUAGUAGGAGGAGGAGGAGUAGUAGUAGUAGGAGUAGGAGGAGUAGGAGGAGUAGGAGGAGUAGGA